Molecule: messenger RNA, 4159 nt
Organism: Dermochelys coriacea (leatherback sea turtle)
Lineage: Eukaryota; Metazoa; Chordata; Testudines; Dermochelyidae
Gene: DEDD
Product: death effector domain containing
Exons: 6
Coding region: 361-1317 (318 amino acids)
Biological process (GO): apoptotic process; extrinsic apoptotic signaling pathway via death domain receptors; regulation of apoptotic process
Cellular component (GO): nucleolus
Molecular function (GO): protein binding; DNA binding
Source: RefSeq, a predicted model, not a curated record
AAAGAUGGCGGCCGUGCCCCAUUCCUUCCUGGGGCGGUGAAGGAAGGCGGCGGGAUCCCGGAUGUGUGCAGCCCCUCCUCCUCCACCGCCGCCCCCCCCGCCCACUCGGGAGGAGGUGCCGGUUACCCGGAUGUUGCUCCUGCUCUAGCGGCAGCGGCCGCCUCCCUCGGACGGGGAGAGAAGCUGACGGAUCCAAUAUGGCCGCCCUGAUCCUGAGGAGAGACCCCAUGUUCGAAUCAGUGCAGUAGAGCGGAUAUAAACAAGACAAGAAGAGCUUCAAAUUAAGGGUUGCAGGGCUGCGAACAGCCCCCCAAUCCUUUGGAAUUGGGUGGCACGUGGUGGGAUCAGCCAUCGUGCAGGAUGGACACCUUGAAACGGAGUCGAGCACAAGCCUGGCCAGAGGAGACUGGGGACAGAGAGCAUGGACUCUAUAGUUUGCACCGCAUGUUUGACAUUGUGGGCACUCACCUGACCCACCGGGACGUACGUGUGUUGUCCUUUCUUUUUGUGGAUGUGAUUGAUGACUACGAGAGAGGGAUGAUCCGCAGCGGCCGGGACUUCCUGCUGGCACUAGAAAGGCAGGGCCGCUGUGAUGAGACCAAUUUCCGCCAGGUGCUGCAGCUGCUGAGGAUUAUCACGCGCCAUGACCUGCUGCCCUAUGUCACGCUGAAGAGGAGAAGGGCUGUGUGCCCAGACCUCGUGGACAAGUACCUAGAAGAGACGUCCAUUCGUUACGUGAUGCCCCGAGCUCACAGCGACGCAGAGCAUGGUCUCGCCCCGCCCCACAAAUCAGUGCCUCCCCAUCACCCUGUGGUCUGCCGCUCCUCCGCUGGACCUCCAAUCUGUACCAAGAGGCCUGGCCGUGGGAGAGCCCUCCUCAGUAGCCAGCAUAAGAGGAGGAAGUCAAUGACGCCAGAUCCUAAAGAGAAACAGACUUGUGACAUCCGCCUGCGAGUCCGAGCCGAGUACUGCCAGCACGAGACGGCGCUCCAGGGCAACGUCUUCUCCAAUAAGCAGGAUCCCCUGGAGCGGCAAUUUGAGCGCUUCAACCAGGCCAACACCAUCUUAAAAUCCCGGGACCUGGGUUCGAUCAUCUGUGACAUAAAAUUCUCAGAGCUCACCUACCUCGACGCCUUCUGGCGCGACUACAUAAACGGCUCUUUGCUGGAGGCCCUCAAGGGUGUCUUCAUCACGGACUCGCUCAAGCAAGCUGUGGGCCAUGAGGCCAUCAAGCUGCUGGUCAACGUGGACGAGGAGGAUUACGAGAUUGGGCGCCAGAAACUCCUGCGGAACUUGAUGCUGCACACGGCCCCUUGACCCUCCCCCGGGCUUGGCCUUGGCGGCUCUUUGGGAGCCAAUCGUUUCAUUUCAUUUUUUUUAAAAAGGAAAAAUCAUUUAAAUACCCACCGUACACCCCCCCCACAACACCACCGCCCCCCAGCAAACUCCUGCCACGUGCUGUGUAACUGUAGGACCUGCCUGAGCGGGAGGAGGGCUAUGCUGCCACUUAGCCAGCUCUCUGGUGGCCCCAGCCCAGCCAAGAGUACACGAUACCUGGGGCAACCUGGAAAGCAACUCCCUGCUCUGCUCCAGGAGCCUGGCCGGAGGACGCCGAACUGCCCAGCGGUAGGAGGAAGGAAGAGCUACCGGCAGGAGCGCUGGGUGCUCACCUGUCCUGUCCUCCCCCCCGGUUCUCUUGUGCUGGCUUUUCUUUUAUACGGUCUUCUUUUUAAAAAAGGCAGAACUGUCAUGUGGCACCGGGGCCCUGUGCGCGUGGGGGACGCGGGGCGGAGAUGGGCUGGGGAGGUGGGACUCUUGAUUAUUCACUUUAAUAAAAAUGAACGAGUGCAGCGGGAGCUGUGUGUGUGUGGAAUGAACAGCAUGCGGGGGGGAGGGGGCCUGUGGCAUUGGCCUUCCGUUGCUGGGAGCCCGUUUCCACUAGUCCACUUAGCACUCAGCUGGUGAUCCGGCAGGGGUGCCCUUUAGCCAGUUUGGGCAUCUUUCCGGUGUGGGAUGGUGGGGAGGGAGGCUGAGCUAAGGCGAUUGCUGUCCCAACCCCUGGCGGGGUCCUGGGGCAUCGUCUGCUCUAGGCUGGGUGGGCUUGUUUCAGGAGUCACAUCUGCAUGAACGGAGCCCAUGCUGUUAAUCUGCCUCCAGAGGCAAGAACUAACUGUUGGGUCAGUGUUUCCUUCUCCUAGCCUGCGUGCCUUUGUUACCCCCUUCCCUGCAAUCCUCCCCUCAUCCUUGCCAGGCCAGCAUCUGCCUCUGACCCCAGAGAGGAAACCUGAGCAAGGGGCUCCCUGCCCAUCUGAUGCAUAGAGUUGGUCCAGCCACAGCUGCUCUCCUCCCCAGAGCUGAGAGAUGCUUGCAGGCCCAACAGGAGAGUUCUGCACAUGGAGAUGUGCAUCCUCGCUCCCUUUGCCUGCAGGGUGGGAACGCAUGUGGACAGGGCCAGGCUUUUGGGAUGUUCAGGGGCAGUGUCAUGGCAGCAGGGCCUGGGGGUGGUGAAUACCCAACCCUGGCCCGUGUCACAGAUGAUGCCCCAAUAUCUCCCUCUUGGUACUACGAGGCCGGGCCCAGCAGCGGUGAAGAUUCCUCUGGCGGUGGGGUUGGCUGUGUCCCCUGGGCUGUGCAGUAGGGAGGGAUGCAGUGGGGCAGGUUGUAGAGUAAGGCUUUGGCACAGGGCCCGUUCCCAACUGGGAAGAAGAUGGCUCCUGUUUGAUCCUACCCCAUAACGGAAGGUUUGAGAGUGGAAUUUGUUCCCCCUGCCCAGAUGUACAGACUCCAGCUGGGAACCUAGAGGUGGUGGAAAAAUCCAAGCAGGGGCCAAUGGGGGUGGUGCUGCCUGGUUUGCUCCCAGUCAGCUCCUUGGGGCUGGGUCUUGUCUGUCUGUCUGUCGGCACUGGACAUCCCAGGAGGAAGGAGCUGCUCCCAACAGGCAGGACUAGGAGGUGCUGUCCUGCAUUAGGCCUGUCUAGUUACAGUGAUGGCUCUGGGGCCAGCAAGCUGGCUGUUUGCAAAGCACCUGGCACCUCAGGGCUGCUGUAAUACAGUCUCAGGGCUGGCCCUCUGCCUGCCCCUCCCUUAUGAUCCCCAUGGCUGAGAGAGCCCUCACCCAGCAUGGGGAGUGGGGCUGGCUAAAGCAGUAACACACUAGAGGCUGCAGUCCAAGCGCCUCCCGCCACUGCAUGCAGGAUGCCACAGGCCACUGAGCGACCUGGGCCAGUGGCUGGCUUAGCUGCAUAUUUUAAUUUUGGGCUGACUUACGUUACUUUUUGGUAACAUGCCUCUGGGCUUUUUCCCUCCUGCUGAGCCCAAACGUGGUGCCAGGGCAGACAUAGUCAGUUACAUGCCCGCUUGGUAACAUCAUGUCAGGGAUACAGUGGGCCUGGGGCUGAGCGGGCUUGUCAGUGAAAUGGUCAUUCUCAGUACCAAUCUUCCAGGAGCCACGAGUGUAUUUUAAUUGGAAAAUUCUCUUCCUCCCCAGUUCUUUUCCUGGUAACUCAAGUAAACACGCCAGGAUUUAGGAGCCUCAAAUCUAAAGCAGCUCCACAGAAUUCCACACUGAGUUGAGGGAGAACAAAUGGGUCUGAGGGUUAUUUUUUCUGCAUUUGAUUUUCUUCCCACCCUCCCAAAUCUCCGCUGAGCUGCAGGAUGUUUUCCAUAUUGGCCCAGAUGCGCAAAGGUAUGCAGGUGCCCAACUCCCAUGGGGAGAUACACACCUCCAUACUUUUGAGGAGCUGUGCCUUGAAAGACUGUUGGAAGCCAGGUCAAUGCACAUGGGGUGGAGGAAUGUUUGUUAUGGAUUGUUGCCUCCCUACCCGGACAUGGGCAGAGGGAUAAGAAAGAGGGUGUUGAGCUUACCGAAUCCCCGUCCAACGAAGAUGGCAUGUGAUAGGCCUGCAGGCUGCAACCCUCAUGCCUUGAUGGGAUUGUUUGGUGUGUGUGUGUGUGUGUGUGUUGAUGCAUUUUCUAUCCACAGGCUGUCUCAGUUGAGAGCGUGUAGACCCCUCCCUACCCACACACACCUCCCUGUUUAAGGACAAUUCUGGCACAAACUGUGUAAUUUCUGUGACUCUUCUGUAUUUUUUAAACUUCCAAUAUAACAGUCAUAAUCCCCGUGUAGCUUUCAGUUUUCUUGAAAUAAACAUCUACUGCA